Molecule: messenger RNA, 4966 nt
Organism: Misgurnus anguillicaudatus (oriental weatherfish)
Lineage: Eukaryota; Metazoa; Chordata; Actinopteri; Cypriniformes; Cobitidae
Gene: pcdh20l
Product: protocadherin 20-like
Biological process (GO): homophilic cell-cell adhesion
Cellular component (GO): plasma membrane
Molecular function (GO): calcium ion binding
Source: RefSeq, a predicted model, not a curated record
AAAAACACUGAUAAAAUACGAAUACUUCAAAUUUUACUUUUAUGUAGAAAGUAAAAAUACUUAAGUGUCCGCCUCUGUAAUGUUUAUACACAGUAACGUAAGGUAAAAGGUGUGUCUAAAAAAUACUUAACCGCAAUCUAUCAAUAUCAACAAGCACUAACUGAGAAUAUAUCCAGUUAAACCAGUAUUUUUGUUCCUUGUAAGCAGCGGUUGUGUAAUCUCAUGAGUUAAUCUCAUGCAGUUUACCUGUACCACAAGUAAACGAAGCUCCGCCCCACACAUAUCUUGCGCGCACGCUUUCUCUCACCCUUUCUCUCUCUGAGACACACACACCUCAGCAUGGUCAUGAAGAAUGGACAGUUUAACAUCAGCACAUUAUGAACUUUACCGCUAUACUACAGUGGGUGCUUCUUUUGGCAUUUUUUGGGGAAAUUCAAGGCCAAGCAUUACGUUUCACCACCAAGGAGGAGCAAGAAGUGGGCAUCAAGAUCGGAAGUCUAAGCACAUACUACUCACCUCCAUACCGGCUCCUCGGUGAAAAGUACAUCAGGGUGGAUGAGAGCACAGGAGACCUGUACACUACAGAGCGCUUGGACAGAGAGGCUUUGUGCCCUUCACAGAUCGACAGCACCUGUGAUAUUUCAUAUAAUGCACUCGUGACUCCUAAACUUGAACUAGUACAGUUAGUUGUCACGGUGGAGGAUAUUAAUGACAAUGCUCCUUACUUUGAAAACAGCGAGAUAUACUUAAGCAUACCUGAAGAUGCAUUGGUCGGGAGCGGUUUUCCUCUGGACGAUCAAGCACAGGAUGAGGAUGCUGGUAACAAUGCAAUGAUACAUUACCACUUAGAAGCAUCUAAUGGAUUUUUUGGCAUUAGACAAAAUGGCGAUCAACUCGAGUUGACGGUAGAAAAGGAACUAGAUCGUGAAACUCUAGAAAAUCACUUCUUGAUUCUUGUUGCAGUCGACGGAGGUUCACGUAGCGCUACUGCUAAUCUCACUGUAACUCUAACUGAUGUAAAUGACAAUUGUCCAGAGUUUGACUCCAGUAGCCCUGACAAUGCCACCGUGACAGGAAUAGGAACUAAGGGCUCACCGGUGGCACAGCUUAAGGCCACAGACAAAGACCUGGGGCAAAAUGCUCAGAUCACGUUCUCGUUUAGCCCUCAGAUUUCAGACAGGGCCAAAACACUCUUUCACAUAGAUGGACAUACGGGUCUGAUCAGCUUAGCUGUUGAUGUACAGGUCGACACUCCUGAAGAGUACACGUUGAAAGUUGCGGCCAAUAGCCCUCUCUGCACCUCUGCUCAAGCUCAGGUUACCGUAUACAUUCGGCCACUGGCACACCUAGAGCCGACCAUAAGGAUCAAGUUUGCCAGAAAGCAUGAAAACCAAGUGAUCGUAUUACCAGAGAACGAGCCCUCCGAUGUCUUGGCGAUUUUGGAGCUGGAGGAGGCCACUGCUGGUAACAGCUCUCUGUCCUUAGCAGCAGAUAGCAUGCCAUUUUCUUUAAAGAGGACACAAGAAGGCAAAUAUUUACUUUCAACAUCAAAGCCUCUAGAUUAUGAGACCUGUAGCAAAUACGAUGUCACGGUGGUUAUCUCUGAUGCUCAAGGCAAACGGCUGCGUGAAGGUGAAGUGAUCAAAGUGGAGAUUGAAGAUGUAAAUGAUAACGCACCAGUGUUUGAACGAGAACACUAUGAAACAAAAAUCGCAGAGAACAACAAACCCUGGGAAUUUCUGUUAAAGGUCACAGCUACCGAUUUAGACAGCCAGGAGUUUGGUAAAGUAAGUUAUGGGCUGUUAGACUCGGGUCCUUUUAGGAUCAAUGAAGAGUCUGGUGUCAUACUCGUGUCAGAGUCUUUGGAUAGAGAGCAGAAGGACACGUACAGCCUGACUGUAUGGGCCAGAGACGGUGGUGUUCCUCCUCAGGAGGCGUUUGCGGUGGUGUCCGUAAUUGUAAUGGAUCAAAACGACAAUCCUCCUGUCUUUCCCACUCCACACUUCUCUUUCUUCGUGUCUGAGAGUAUUCCACAACUCGCCAAAGUCGGGGACGUCCCAGUAAGCGACGCUGAUAAAGGAGACAACGGACGAGUAGUCGAUGUGCGUAUCUUAAAUGAAAAUGUCCCUUUUGCUAUAGACGUCGCUCAAGGAACGCUCCGUAGCACGGGUGAAGUUGACCGCGAGAAGCAAGGCCGCUACGAGCUCGUGGUCGUAGCCGUUGAUGGUGGCACUCCGCCGCUUUCCACCACGGUAAAAAUUACGGUUUUUGUGGAGGACGUCAAUGAUAAUAAACCUCAGGUCAUCCUUCCAAGCAGCAACCUCUCGUGUCUCACCGUACCUCCAACCACCAGAGCGGGAAGCAUCGUCACAAAGAUCUACGCCAUCGACGAGGACUCGGGAAUAAACUCGGACAUCACUUUCCAAAUUGUUCCAAGGCAACCAUCUCUUCACAGCCCCUUCCAGAUCGACCCACGCUCCGGGAACAUCAGCCUGGUGCAGAGCCUGCGAGGCGAGGACUACGGCAUGCACCACCUCUUCAUAGUCGUUCGUGACGGAGGAGAGCCAGACCCGCUGCAGACCACCGUGUGGGUCAACCUGCUGGUCAACGAGACUUUGGAAAAUUGUCUUGUGAAGGACGUUCCACAGACGCCAACGCCACAAACUCCGGCACCGCGCCUGUACGCAGAUGUCAAAUGUGAAUCAAACGCCCGGCCUUUGUUUCUGUGUGCUCUGGGUCUGUUUCUUCUCUCAGUCUGUGUUCUUCUGACGGCUGUAAUGGUGUUUGUGAAGCACAGAUGCGAGAGAAGCAGGGUGAACAAAGAGAGUAUGUGGGAAACUAAAGACUUGCAUGAAUUAAACAAAUUAAACCAUAUGGAAUAAAUGAUCAAAUGGGGUUUACAUGAAUAGUCAUAUGAUGGUCAGUGGUGAUGUUCGUAACUAGUAACUUAAUUUUUUUAGUAAUAUGAAAGUAGUGCAGGUGACGCUUUCGUCAACAACAUGUAAAAGACCAUGGGUCUUAAUAGGGGGUCCGGUGACCCUUGGGGGUCUGUGGUGGUAUUACAGGUGGUCCUCAAAUUAUUGUUUAUAUUCAAACCAUUUUUCUUUAUCAAAUGCAAAAAUGCAUUAAUAGGUUAAUAUUAAAAACAGCAUCUAUUCAGUUUAAAUGUUAUGCAAUAUGCCAAAAAUUAUUAUUUUCAUAUCUUUGUAACGUAGCGAUGCUAACAAAGUAAAUCCAGUCUAACUUUGAUACAUGUAUUAGAAGGUCCCUGCUUCUCCUCUCUAUCUAUUAAAGGCGGGGUGCAUGAUUUUUGAGAAACGCUUCUAGUCGGGCCGACUACCAAAACACAAUUGUAUCAUAUCAGCGGUAAAGGUGCGUGUCUACUAACCAACAUCGUUGCCUGGGUUGCGUAUGUGUGGGGCGGGUCUAUCAAAAGAAGGUCCAGAUUCUACUGAGGUAGGGGCGUGUUUGUUUAGGUGAUUUCAAAUAUCAACAUUGGCUUUCAGAGAUCGUGCACCCCGCCUUUAAGGGGUCCUUGGCUUAUAAAAGCUUAAAGAUCUCAACCAAUAGACUGAUAUACAUCUACUGUCAUGUCAUGUAUAGUGCACAUUUCUUUCUUGAUGUAAAAUAGUUUGAUCAUGUAAAUUCAGAUAAUUUGUGUACAUUUUGUGUAUUUUCUUGAAUGCUUUAUUAUAAAUAUUUUGCAUUUAAAGAGCCUUGGGAACAAUGCACUAUAGAUAUCAAAAUCAGUAUCGGGUACUGAAAACCCCACAUUUCUCAACCACUCGGUUUGGUUAGCACUAAUAUUUCUAUAUAGUCGCUGUAUAUGAGCUGUAGUAGUUAGUAUUACUGCUAGUUGUUAGUUUUAAGUAGCUGACUGGCUGAAAUGCCUGCAAUCUUGUGUGUUUCACAUAGAUUUAUAAUAUAAUAAAAUCCACAAAGACCAAAGCACUUGAAAAUGACUGAAGGAACAUGAUCUGUUAAUCUUCAGCGGUCAUUGUGUAGAUUACAAAAGUGCAGUCAUGCAGAAACAAAAAUGUACCUGUACAGAUUUCCUUUUUCCAUUGAAUUAUUGUUAAUCUUGCUCUCACAAAACAAGUCUAUGUUAAUGAUAAACCACACAAGUUUAAUCAUUUAAAUAAAGUUAAAUGAAAGCAUAUGUCUUCCAUACAAAUCUGAAUGCUAAAGUAAAAGGGCAUAGUGUACUGUAUAAGGCCAAACGUUUAAAGUGCUCUCACAUUUCAGCAGUAUGAUUGAAUGAGAAUGAGGGUUAUAUGAUUCACCUGAAGCAAGAUUAUUAAAACCUUAAGGAAUUGUGGUUGGUUUACAGAUGGGAGAUGUCAGGCAAUCUCGUGUUACCAGGUCUUCUGUCAUCUGAUAGUCUCCUAUUCAUCACAUGUAACGUAGGUGGAUCAGAGACUUAAUAGAGGAGCAGCAUUUGGCUCUUUGAACUAUUAAAGGAAGAAGGAAAUUAUUAUUUGCUCUUGUUUUUAUGCAGGUUUUCUGGAGAAGAAUGUGGAUAUACUGUAUGAGAAAUCUCACCAAUAUGUAAAUAAUUAGAGAUGCACCAAUAUAUCGGCCAGUUAUCGGUAUCGGUCGAUAAAAGCAUUUUUUUCUCAUAAAAACAGCCGAUAGUCAUCCUCUCAAUCAAAAGAGAAUGGAUAAAUGACAUGAAUAUUAGCGCUGUGUAUAAAAAAUUUAAACAAACAUCACUAGUUCAAUAUUAAUGGUCAUUAUGUGAAUGAAUAACAUUCAGAAAAUGUAAUCUUCAGAAUUUAUUUAUGCAAGUUAACCCUUAUGUGUUGUUGGGGAUGUUUUCAUCCACUAGAGGGUUUUUUUACUCUUAAUUUGGCAACAACUUUCUCUCUGUUUUAGCAAAUUUAAUGAUUUUUGAAGACAAAUCUUAUAAUUACACAUAGUUUAAGAAAAUGCUUUGAAAUUUUUCAAAAACUCAACGAUAUAUUGU